Puccinia graminis f. sp. tritici CRL 75-36-700-3 is the source of this 1466-nucleotide messenger RNA. Its product is annotated as ribose-phosphate pyrophosphokinase. NCBI's taxonomy places the organism in Eukaryota, Fungi, Basidiomycota, Pucciniomycetes, Pucciniales, Pucciniaceae. The coding region runs from base 92 to 1225 and encodes 377 amino acids. Gene Ontology annotation, biological process: purine nucleotide biosynthetic process; 5-phosphoribose 1-diphosphate biosynthetic process; ribonucleoside monophosphate biosynthetic process. Gene Ontology annotation, molecular function: magnesium ion binding; ribose phosphate diphosphokinase activity. The transcript is spliced from 8 exons. Gene Ontology annotation, cellular component: ribose phosphate diphosphokinase complex; cytoplasm. The record is from RefSeq and is a predicted model, not a curated record.
UUGUCUCGUUCCAUGCCCCCGGCGUGGGUCGGCCAAGACUUAGUCCUCAAGACCAACCGACUCCAACUUCUCCCCACAGAAACAACCAACCAUGCCCGGCUUCUCAUCCCUCAAGCUCUUCACCGGCACCUCCCACCCCGCCCUAGCCCACCAUGUCUCCCGUCGACUCGGCAUCCCCAUCUCACCCGCAUCCAUCGACAGACGUCCCUCAGGAGAGAUCUCAGUCUCAAUCAAGGAAAGCGUCAGACAGGCCGAUGUCUAUAUCAUCGGAACCGCUAGCUCGAUCACUUGUACCACCAACUCGGCUCUCAUGGAACUCCUGAUCAUGAUUCACUCCUGUUCGAUCGCCUCCGCUGGACGAAUAACCGCUGUGAUCCCUCACUUCCCAUAUGCACGUCAAGACAAGAAAGAUAAAUCGAGAGCCCCCAUCACCGCCAAGUUGGUUGCGAAUAUGAUCCGUGAAGCAGGCGCUCAUCAUGUCAUUACGAUGGACUUACACGCAUCUCAAAUCCAAGGGUUCUUUGAUUGUCCGGUCGACAACUUAUACGCCGAGCCAACACUAGUCCAAUAUAUCCGAGAGAACGUGGAUGUAAAGAAUGCAGUGAUCGUUUCGCCGGAUGCAGGAGGAGCGAAGCGUGCCUCCUCGAUCGCCGCCCGACUCGAUCUCGACUUUGCCCUCUUCCACAAGGAGCGUAAGAAAGCUAACGAAGUCUCGCGGAUGAUUCUUGUGGGCAGCGUGAAGGGCAAGACGGCGAUUCUGGUAGAUGACAUGGCAGAUACCUGCGGCACGCUGUGUCUAGCCACCGAGAAACUCCAGUCCGCCGGCGCCGUCAACGUCAUCGCCCUCGUCACCCAUGGCAUCCUCUCCGGCCCGGCGAUCUCCAACAUCAAUAACUCCAGCAUGACUAAACUCGUGACGACGAAUACGAUCCCCCAACACGAACAUCUCGAGGCCUGUAACAGACUAGUAUGUGUGGACAUCGCACAGGUGCUUGCCGAGACGAUCAGGCGUAGUCAUUACGGCGAAUCGAUCUCCUUUCUGUUUGAUAGUAUCCCAUGGUCUGGCUCUGCCGCCAUUGAUUAUACCACCCAAUCCAGCCCAGACGAGUCUAAUAAGUCAGCCAAGCCUACUCGCCCUUCGAGCCCAGACCAAGCCCAAUCCCCUCAAGCAAACAUCCUCCUCGACCUUGCUAGCCAGGCUCCCCUCUCCGCCUUGCCCUCAUGAACAUCUAUCUCUGCUCUAGCUCAUUCUUUUUUUUCCCACUUGUUUUAGCGUCGUUGUUGAUAUCUGAUUUUUCACUCCAAUAACUAUCUACCUUCCUUACAAAUCAUGACAAUCAACAAUUGAAACCAAAUAAAACCACUACACAUAACUAGACUGAUCAACACAGAACCAAUAGCAAUUUACCAUAGAUUUUUACCCUACAAGACUAAAAGAAAACAAAAACAAUAUCUAUAUCCCUCUG